Molecule: messenger RNA, 2270 nt
Organism: Saimiri boliviensis boliviensis (Bolivian squirrel monkey)
Lineage: Eukaryota; Metazoa; Chordata; Mammalia; Primates; Cebidae
Source: RefSeq, a predicted model, not a curated record
AGGGCGGCUUUGGGGAUUUGGCCCGGGCUUUGUCUCUUGCCGGAGCCGAAGUUUUGGAUCUGGUUUUUGCUCUUCUGUUUCCUCUGCUGCUAGAGGCGCAGUCUCUGUGGCCCUGUCACCUGCGGGUACUGGCGGUCCACAGCUAAGACGUCAGGACCUCCGGAUACCUAGAAAUGAAGAAAUGUUUUUGAUUGGUGCCCAAACGAGAGUUUCUCCACUUUCCUUGUACUUGAGUGAAAAACAAGAAGGAGGUAUGGAACUGAAACACUGGAACUGAAACACAUAAGUCAAUUGGCUUUCCUAUCAUAUAGUCAAUAGAAAAACGGAUAAAGCAGACAUAAUCCCUACAAUCAAGAAACUUUUGGUCUAUAUUAUCAUCUGGAUUAAAGGUUGAAUUAUGCAUUAUAUGGGAGUGUUGACAUUUAGGGAUGUGGCCAUAGAAUUCUGCCUGGAGGAGUGGCAAUGCCUGGACACUGCACAACAGAAUUUAUAUAGGAAUGUGAUGUUAGAGAACUACAGAAACCUGGUCUUUCUGGGUAUUGCUGCCUUUAAGCCAGACCUGAUCACCUGUCUGGAGCAAGGAGAAGAGCCUUGGAAUGUGAGGAGACAUGAGAUGGUAGCCGGACUCCCAGUUGUAUGUUCUUAUUUUGCCCAAGACCUUUGGCCAAAGCAGGGCAUAAAAAAUUGUUUCCAAAAAAUAUUGAGAAGAUAUAAAAGAUGCGGACAUGAAAAUUUACAGUUAAGAAAAUGUUGUCAAAGCAUGGAUGAGUGGAAGUUGCACAAAGAAUGUUACAAUGGACUUAACCAGUGUUCGACAACUACCCAGUGCAAAAUAUUUCAAUGUAACAAAUUUGUGAAAGUCUCUGAUAAAUUUUCAAAUUCAAACAGACAUAAGAUAAGACAAACUGGAAAGAACCCUUUCAAAUGUAAAGACUGUGAAAAGUCAUUUUGCACGCUUUCACACUUAGCUCAACAUAAAAUAAUUCAUAUUGGGGAAAGAUGCUGCAAAUUUAAAGAAUGUGACAAAGCCUAUAAUGGGACCUCAAGCCGUUCUACCUGUAAAAUAAUUAAUACUGAAACAAAACUCUACAACUUUGAAGGAUGUGGGAAAACCUUUAAGCAAUUUUCACACCUCAAUAGACAUAAGAUCAUUUAUACUGGAGAGAAACCCUACAAACGUGAGUCAUGUGGCAAAGCUUUUAACCAAUCUACAAACCUUACUACACACAAGAGAAUUCAUACUGGAGAGAAACCCUACAAAUGUAAAGACUGUGUCAAAGCUUUUAGCCAGUCCUCACAACUUACUAAACAUAAGGGAAUUCAUUCUGGAGAGAAACCCUACAAAUGUGAAAAAUGUGGAAAAGCCUUUAAGCGAUCCUCAUACUGUACUGCACAUAAGAGAAUUCAUACUGGAGAGAAACCCUACACAUGUGAAAAGUGUGGCAAAGCUUUUAUCCGAUCUUCAUACCUUACUAUGCAUCAAAGAAUUCAUACUGGAGAGAAACCCUACAAAUGUGAGGAAUGUGGCAAAGCUUUUACCCGGUCUGCAUACCUCACUUCACAUAAGAAAAUUCAUACUGGAGAGAAACCCUACAAAUGUGAGGACUGUGGCAAGGCUUUUAACCAGUACUCAAACCUUAGUAGACAUAAGGUAAUUCAUACUGGAGAGAAACCCUACAAAUGUAAAGAAUGUGGCAAAUCUUAUAACUGUUCCUCUACGCUUUCUAGACAUAAGAAAAUUCAUACUGGAGAGAAACCCUACAAAUGUGAAGAAUGUGGCAAAGCUUUUAACCGGUCCUCAACCCUUACUACACAUAACAGAAUUCAUACUGGUGAGAAACACUACAAAUGUGAAGAAUGUGGCAAAGCUUUUAACCGGUUGUCAACUCUUUGUAAACAUAAGAAAAUGCAUACUGGAGAGAAACCCUACAAAGGUGAAGAAUGUGGCAAAGCUUUUAUCCAAUCCUCAACCCUUACUACACAUAAGAGAAUUCAUACUGGAGAGAAACCCUACAAAUGUAAAGAAUGUGGUAUAGCUUUAAGCAGUCCUCAAACCUUACUAGACAUAAGAUAAUUCAUAAUGGAGAGAAACCCUACAAGUAUAAAGAAUGUGGCAAAGCUUUUAGUUCUCAAUUCUUAGCAGACGUAAGAUGAUUCAUACUGAAGAGAAACUCUGCAAACCCAAAAGUUGUGAUAAUGCUGUGACAACACUUCAGACAUUUCCAAACAUAAAAGAAACAGUGCUGGUGAGAAAUCAUGGAAGUGUGAGU